AUGACUGAUGGAAAAAAGAGUUAUACUCCUCUCGACGUAAAUCCUAAACUCAGUCGAGAUGAAGGAACAUGUCUACCAGAUCCUCGUCCUUAUCGUGCUCUUGUGAGAAGUCUGAUUUAUCUAACUAUAACAAGGCCUGACAUUGCUUAUGCAGUUGGAGUGAUGAGUCGAUACAUGCAGGAGCCAAGGAAACCACACCUCGAAGAAGCGGAGAAAAUUUUGAAGGAUAUUAAUACCUCACUAGAUAUUGGUCUACUAUAUGAGAAAGAUGCAAAAUUUAUCUUGCAAGGAUAUGCAGAUGCUGACUUUGCUGGAGAUCGAUACGCUCGAAGGUCCACAUCUGGGUUUGUUUUUCUUUGUGGAAAUACUAGCAUAUCUUGGAGUAGCAGGAAACAAUGA
Molecule: messenger RNA, 399 nt
Organism: Impatiens glandulifera
Lineage: Eukaryota; Viridiplantae; Streptophyta; Magnoliopsida; Ericales; Balsaminaceae
Product: secreted RxLR effector protein 161-like
Exons: 1
Coding region: 1-399 (132 amino acids)
Source: RefSeq, a predicted model, not a curated record